GAUGAUGCCCGAGUAGAAUGCCCUGUCAUCUGAUUUCCUCAGACAGUUGAAGCAGUUUACCUCCUGACUUCACAGACUCUGAAGUCACUUUAACCCCUGAGCUGAAGUAGGAUGUUCAGCUUCUAGAGGUUUAACCCUGGAGCUGCUCACUACAGUUUUCAGCAAGAAAAGCAAGAAAAGCCAGAUGGAGGUGGAAGAGGUGGAGAGGUUGCCAAGGUUGUCCCGGGUCGCUGUGUGUGGUGGUACCCAUGGUAACGAGCUGUCCGGGGUUUAUUUGGUGAGAGAGCUGCUGAAGGUAAAGAAGAAGAAGAAGAAGGAAGAGGAGGAUGAGGAUGGAGGGGCGAUGUCGGUGCUGCUGGUGCUCUCCAACCCUCGGGCCAUGCAGCAGUGCCUCAGAUACAUCGACACCGACCUCAACCGCUGCUUCACCCACGCCUGCCUGAUUGGGCCCACGUUAGACAAAACCCCCUACGAGAUGAGAAGAGCCCGAGAGCUGAACGCCAUGCUGGGCCCCAAAGGCAGCGCUGGGGCCAUGGACCUGAUCUGUGACCUCCACAACACCACCGCCAACAUGGGCCUGAGCCUCAUCACAUACUCCGACCACGACUGGAUCUGCAUGCACAUAUUCAGACACCUCCAGAGGCAGAUUCCAGACACACCAGUCAGAUAUAUUCAUUAUGAUGUCACAUCUAAAGAAUCGUACUCCCUCGAUUCAGUCGGAAAACAUGGAUUUGCUAUGGAGGUUGGCCCACAGCCCCAUGGUGUGGUCAGGUCCAACAUCUACACAACCAUGAAGUCUGGAGUCCAGUAUAUGCUUGACUGGGUCCACUUCUUCAACUCAGGUGUUAUUUUCGAUGGAGGAUUUAUGGAUGUGUUCACUGUGGUUAAACAUAUCGACUACCCGAGGGAUGGUGAAACUCACAACAUCACAGCAGCCAUUCAUCCUCAACUCCAGGAUCGUGACUUCUGCCUCCUUCGACCUGGAGACCCACUGUUCCAGACAUUCUCAGGUGAAACCCUGCGUUACACCGGCAGUGAACCUCUUUAUCCUUUCUUUAUCAAUGAAAGUGCUUACUACGAGAAGGGCAUUGCGCUUUGCUUGGCUCGAAAGAGGCGUGUGAAGAUUCCAUCGGUCCGAGUACAAACAGAGGAGGAGGAACGACAGAACGAGCAGAGAUAUACAUCAGAAGAGGAGGAGUGAUGCGAUAUGGAUUAAAAGUGACUUGACUGUGAAAUGUGUUUUUUUUUUAUAAAGCUUUUAUUGAAAUGACAGCUGUUUCUUGGAUCACAAACAAAUGCAUGUGUUUGCAGUCAUACAUAUUUAGGUGCACAAUUAAGUGUUCACUGCAGAUCCACAAAAGCACAGUCAUACAUUUGUUAAGUCACACUACAGUGGAUUUGGGAAUAGAAUUAAAGGCUGAAUAUGUUCAAUAUAAUCUGAUUGAAAAGCACGUUUACAAUAAUGCCUUUCAACCCACACACAGUGCAGUAUUUCACAGCCACUCUUGAAUCUUAUAACACCAUGUGAGACUUCUACAUUUACUUAAAUAUACAGUGUGAUUUUUUUUUUUUUUUAUUAGGGUAUUACUGGUGUUUUUAUUUCUAAAUGUAUCUAAUUAUUGGGAAAAUAACAUUGUCAAAAAAUAGAAAUUCACUAUCAACCACUACAGCAAUAUUCAAAAUAUGUUCAAAAAUAAUUUAAGUGCAAAGGAAUACCUGUAGCUUAUCACAAUAUGGCCUUCAAAGUACAUUCAUAAUGGCUGACAGGAUAAAGCAACGCACUUUCAACCCUGUUGAAUCUGUCAUUUUUGUGAUUUGACUGAGCUUUUCUUUUCCAGAAUGGUGAAAACCAACAAAAUAUAAUCAAAGAACCGAUAGAUAAAAUAAAUAAACACAACUGAAUUCACAUAAUUAUGCAGAAACCAAUAAUAGAAUGAGCAUAUAAACAAACACAAACUAUAUAACCACUACUACGUCGAAUAGAUGAGAAGUUUUUUUUUUUUUUCCUACAAAAGCCUACAAAAUGAGUCAAAUUUUUAAAAAAUACGCUUGAAAAUAGCAAACAAAACAAUGCACUGGGUAAAGAAUCUAUAUAACGUAACACAGUCUUGGUAAUUGUCACAGAAAAGCAGCAGGCAAACGUCAAUUGAUUGGUAAAAACAGUAGCAUACUUUCAGUCACAAUCACUGUCACUCCCAAGUAGUUGUAAUGCCCUAAAUAUAGUGUAAAGCAGGUCAUUGCACAACAGCAAACCUUUGUCAAAGUAAGUUUCUCAAGGAUGCUAUUGAGAUUGUUUUCGUCAGUGGGGAGUGUUACUUGAGGCAUGCAUGUCUCAAGGACGUCUGUCAGGUGUUAACAGGUACAGUAAUUUAAUAUCUAACCACCCCCACAUGUGGUGCUCUGAAUACAUGUGAUUCUUGCAGCAUGAUUGAAAAUGUCAGCAAAAAGGUUAGUAAAACAGUCGGUGUGUUUUAACCUCACACUGCAUAUCAAGACUACAUAUUUUACUGUUGCAGAAUGUUUAACAACCUACAAAGAGUUAUUCAAGGUUAAUGUAGUUGGAUGUCACUCACUCUCUCUUCCCUCAUCAGCUGUGACCCAAAAUUAUACUGUGGUAAAGGCAUCACAGCCAAGUUGUUCUUUUAGUAGUUCAUCAUAGGACUUCACAUCACUGUAAACAAGUGAAUAAUGCUAUGUUCACUAUGCAGGUAAAAGUAGACCAAAUCUGAUUUUUGUUUUACUCAAGUGACCCUUUUUUUUUUUUCUUUGUAAUGACAGUCUGAACAGCACAAAUCAGACCCCAGACAUUUUCAUAUGUUGUCUUAAAUCGGAUACAUAUCUGGUGUUUUGCAAUGUGACUUCAGUCUGAAUUGUCAUGUCGCAUUUUAUCCGACUUCAUGUCAUACGGCAGAGAAGGUGGAACCCGGUGAGAUUCAUAUUUACUUCCAUAAACAGUGUGCUUCAGGACUGUAUAGUGUUCACACAUGAGUCUGAUGGUGUCACAUUUGAUUAAAAUGUGAACAAC
Messenger RNA from Sphaeramia orbicularis (orbiculate cardinalfish), 3025 nucleotides. Its product is annotated as N-acyl-aromatic-L-amino acid amidohydrolase (carboxylate-forming) B-like. Lineage: Eukaryota; Metazoa; Chordata; Actinopteri; Kurtiformes; Apogonidae. Gene Ontology annotation, molecular function: aminoacylase activity; hydrolase activity, acting on ester bonds. Gene Ontology annotation, cellular component: cytosol. Bases 185 to 1201 code for a protein of 338 amino acids. The record is from RefSeq and is a predicted model, not a curated record. The transcript is spliced from 7 exons.